Molecule: messenger RNA, 3062 nt
Organism: Sorghum bicolor (sorghum)
Lineage: Eukaryota; Viridiplantae; Streptophyta; Magnoliopsida; Poales; Poaceae
Exons: 4
Coding region: 256-2883 (875 amino acids)
Biological process (GO): proteolysis
Molecular function (GO): cysteine-type endopeptidase activity
Source: RefSeq, a predicted model, not a curated record
GAGGAAUGAACUCUGCACCUCGCACGAGGGCACCGGCACUCGAUCUCCACCAACUCUGCACGAGCUGCCAGAUCGGCGCCAAAGAAAGGCCAAUCGACAACUCGUUGCCGCACGCACCAACCCGAUCGAGUUCCAUUCCGGCCGCCACCAGCGCACCACCUCAAUAACCACGCGAGGAAGCACAAGCGCGUCGCCUGCUUCAACUACCCUGGCCGGAACGACGAGCUGAAGGGCUGCUUCAACGACGUGACGCGCAUGCGCCGCUGCCUCGUGGAGCGCUUCGGGUUCGACGAAGCCGACAUCCGCGUCCUCGCCGACGCCGACCCGUCCACGCCGGCGCCCACGGGGGCCAACAUCCGGCAGGAGCUCGAGCGCCUUGUCGGGGACGCCCGGCCCGGGGACACGCUCUUCUUCCACUACAGCGGCCACGGGAUGCAGCUGCCCGCGGAGACCGGGCAGGACGACGACACCGGGUACGACGAGUGCAUAGUGCCAUGCGACGGCAACCUCAUCAAAGACCAAGAUUUCAAGGAGCUCGUGGCAAAAGUCCCAGAUGGCUGCAUCUUCACCAUAGUUUCAGACUCGUGCCACAGUGGCGGGCUGAUCGACAAGACCAAGGAGCAGAUCGGGAACAGCACUCGGCAGAACAAAACCGAGCACCCGGCCGAGCGAGUCACGCGGCGGCAUCCUUUCGGUGCCAUUGCCUUCCUCCUACGGAUCGUCCAUGGCGUGUUCGAUUCACUAGGCAUCCACCUGCCUCGCCUCGUCGUCCAGAGUGGAGGAACGGAGACGAACACGAAGGCAGCAGGGGCCACCGCCAGCAUAAAAAGCCGGUCGCUGCCCCUCUCGGCGUUCAUCAAGAUGCUCCGGGAGACCACCGGCGAGGACGACGUCGGCGUGGGCAUGAUCCGGACGACGCAGUUCCGUCACUUCGGCAACGACGCGAGCCCCAAGAUCAAGAAGUUCGUCCAGGUCAUGGCAGUGGCAGGCAACAAGCUCCGGCAGGACGGCAAGCAGCUGGAGGGAAACGAGGCGAGACAGGUGGACACUCUCGAUCGGGCCCUGGAACAAGAUCAGGUGCACGGCGACGGCGGCAUCAAGGAGGUGUAUGCCGGCACCACGGCGAGCGCGCCGCCGCCCCUGCCUCGCAACGGCGUCCUGAUCAGCGGCUGCCAGACGGACCAGACCUCGGGGGACGCCACCACGGCGGAGGGCGUGUCCUACGGCUUGCUCAGCAACGCCGUCCAGACCAUCCUCGCCAGGAAGCACGACGGGGCGGUGACGAAUAGGGAACUGGUGCUCAGAGCGCGGGAGCUGCUGUCCAAACAGGGGGUCACUACUCAGCAACCUGGCCUUUACUGCAGCGAUGAGCAUGCCAGUUUGCCUUUCAUAUGCUCGAGUAGAGACGCAAGCGGCUACAAUACAAAAAUGCGCGGGGUGGUGGUGGCAAUGAGCACCUCGCGCGGCAGCACUCCGGAGCUCCACCAGCCCAGCACGCACGAGGUGCCAGGCCACAACGCCAAUUGCCCUCCUGCGUCACCGUACCAACCAGACCAUCAUUUCCAGCCGCCAACACCUCCAUCGCCGAACGCGUCGAAGCGCGGCGGCCUCUCGUCCGGCGGCGGCGGCGCAGAAGCGAUGGGGCAGAAGCGCGCCGUGCUGGUGGGCAUCAACUACCCGGGCACGGACGGGGAGCUGAAGGGAUGCCUGAACGACGUGGCCCGCAUGCGGCGCUGCCUGGUGGAGCGCUUCGGGUUCGACGAGGCCGGCAUCCGCGUCCUGGCCGACGCCGACCCGUCCACGCCGCCGCCCACGGGGGCCAACAUCCGGCUGGAGCUCGAGCGGCUCGUGGCGGGCGCGCGCCCCGGGGACGCGCUCUUCUUCCACUACAGCGGCCACGGCCUGCAGCUCCCCGCCGAGACCGGGGAGGACGACGACACCGGCUACGACGAGUGCAUCGUGCCAUGCGACCUCAACCUGAUCAAAGACCAAGAUUUCACGGAGCUCGUGGCCAAGGUCCCUGACGGGUGCCGCUUCACCAUGGUCUCAGACUCGUGCCACAGCGGCGGCCUGAUCGACAAGACCAAGGAGCAGAUCGGCAACAGCACCAAGCAGAACAGGACCCAGCAGCGCCGAGAGCGCGAAAUGAAGCCUCCUCCUGGUUCCGGCUCCGGGACCGGACUCUGCGCCUCCCUCGCGCAAAUCGUCCGUGGCGUGCUCGAGUCUCUCGCGGCCGGCAUCCACUGCAGUCGCCGUAGCCAGCAGCAGGGCAGCAACGUCCAGAGCGGAGGCGGCCAGGAGCCGGCGGAUGACACGAAGGCGGCGAAGGGCGGCAGCAUCGGCAACCGGUCGCUGCCGCUGUCGACGUUCAUCCAGAUGCUCAAGGACAAGACCGGACGGCACGAUGUCGGCGUGGGCUCCAUCCGCACGACGCUGUUCCACCACUUCGGCGACGAGGCGAGCCCCAAGGUGAAGAGGUUCAUGAAGGUCAUGGUGGGCAAGCUCCGGCACGACGGCAGGGAAGCGGAGCACUCGCACACUCCCGCUCCCUGGGAGGCGGAGGCCCUGGCACAGGAGCAGGACACGCAUAACGUCGAGGAAGUGUACGCGGGGCUGCCGCCGCGGAACGGCGUCCUCAUCAGCGGGUGCCAGACGGACGAGACCUCGGCGGACGCCACCACGGCCGACGGCAUGUCCUACGGCGCGCUGAGCAAUGCGAUCCAGACCAUCCUCGCCGGCAACGGCAAGAAGCGCGGGGCGGCGGCGGUGACGAACCGUGAGCUGGUGGUCAGGGCGCGGGAGCUGCUGUCCAAGCAGGGGUACACGCAGCAGCCCGGGCUCUACUGCAGCGAUGAGCACGCCAGGCUGCCUUUCAUCUGCUGAGACGAAAUAAACGUUUGAGCACCGUGUCGAGUGAAUUUCAGGCUUCAUCUGUGGAUGCUACGCCGUCUGUGUAACAAAAAUGAGACUUUUUUUUAUGAGUUUAUAUUUCCUCACAAAAAUCGAUACUUUUUAUUGCCGGGAGACGUUGACCUCCGCGGUCGCCAGGCGGCAUUGUCUCA